AUGGGUUGCAUCAAUUCGAAGAAGGACAUCAAGGACGUGCACUCGAACAUCUUCCACGUGAUCAACAUCGACAAUGACGGUACGGAGCUGUGGAGCGGCAAGCUGGAAGUGACCCGCGUUGAGCUUACGCUCUACCGUAAGGGCAAAGAUCCGACGAAGUGGCCGUUGAAGUGCCUGCGACGCUACGGUUACAAUGUUGAUCAGUUUAGCUUCGAAGCCGGCCGGCGGUGCACCACCGGGGAAGGCAUUUACGCGUUUCGGUGUCGCCGUGCCGAAGCCCUGUUCUACACGGUGCAGGCGUACAUUCAGGGGCGCAUCUACAGUGACGAAAAUACGAACCCCAACGAUCCGUACCCGAUACCGGUGGCUUCCAAUGGACCGUCGGUGGCGGCGCGCAGCGUUUCGCAGAAUAACACGGCCACCCGGAGCAGUGGUAGCGGUGGCCAGGGUGGCCAGAUGCAAUGUACGUUCGUGAUGAACCGCACCGGCAUGGCGACCAGCCAGUCGCUCAGCCCGAAUGGUACGAUACAUUCGAAUUCCAAUCAGAGCCGCAGCACCGACACGCUUCCGAUGGAGGGAAACUAUCUCGAACCGACGCCUAAUCGAUCGAAUGCCUCGGGUACGGUACAACCGCACACGAUUACGACUCGCUUCCAGCAGGGAUUGCGGCUGAGUUCGGUUAGCAGCGGACCGAUUAGUCCAGACAUCACGUCGCCUGGUUCGCCGAAUAGCAUGACGAAUAUCCUGGAGGUGACGACGCUGAAUCCGCUGCCAACGUCACAUACGAGCGGCAGCGUACACCAGGGUGUGAGCAACGUUUAUCAGGAGUUUCCCAUGAAGGACUCGACGUUGGCCUCAUUGCACCACCAGCAUCACCAGCAUCUGCUACAUCAGCACCACGUGCAUCAUCAAGCGACGGCCACGAUCGUUGCCCCACUCGUCGGGGGCUUGGUUCGCACGUCCAUGGACGUUCCCCCUCAAGAGCCCGCUCCGGGUGCAACGGUGGUGCUGAGCUCUAGCGCUCAGUCGGAAAUGGGAGCCUCCACGGUAGUGUCCGCAUCCGGUGAUGCCCUCAUCUGUGGUGGGGACUGUGACCAACAGCAACCUUCCACGCCCGACGCGAUAGACCCGGCGCGGAUGUACAUGAAUGUAAAUAUAAGCGGCACCGAUGGAGGAGCCGGUGGAAAGGCCAAAAAGCCGGUCGCUUUCAGCAGCAAAAGCAACUCUAGUCUCAUCUCGAUAUCUAACAUCACCAACAACAACAACAAUACCAUCAGUACGGGCUCGUUCGAUGAGUGCCAGUAUCAAAACGUGCGUACGCCGACGACAAUGCCGACCGGUGGUGGAACCAGCUCGGCUGGGGUUCCGCUGCUUGCGCAGAACAUCGUAACGGGCAACAUGUUCGCUCAGUUCCAGCGAUUGAACAGUGCCACUGGUGGACCACCACCACCGGGUACCCAAUUUUCGAUGGAUCCGAAUCGUUUCUACGAGAACCUCGAACCCGCCGAACUGAAAGCUGUGCUGUUGCGAGGCCGCUGCUCAAAGCCGGACAUUUUCAGCAACGUCGAUCUCCCGCUGGAUCACUCGGAACCGUGCACACCGACGGCGACGGCGGCCAACCAGCGCAAAGUGAACUACAUCAUACUCGAUCUCGACCAGUCGAACUCUUCGCAUAGCAUUAGUGGUGCGGCAGCUGCCGUAGCGUCCGGUGGAAGCGGUCCGGGUGUCCUAUCACCGACCGGUACCGUCCCAUGUGGAUCUUUCAAUGGGAACCCUCUCGCGGGCGCGAAUUGUGCAAAUAAUUUCAACAAUAACAACAACAACAACAGCACCGCAGUUAACCUCAACAACAUUGCCUCUGGUGGAUUGUGCAACUCUGCCAGUGGGUUAGCUUUGGGGCUGGUCGGUGCGAGCGGGGACCAACGGACUGCAUCGGUAUCGGUCACCGGUGGUGGCUGCAAUGCGGCCAUUUGUGGAGCAACACCAGGCAACGUGAGUAGUGGUUCGAUAACACCCGCCAGCGUAAGCCUGCUGCCACCGGAAAGCCCUAAAAAGGCUUCCCUCGGGUACGCGACGAUCGAUUUCAACAAAACCGUAGCGCUCAGCAACUCGACCACGCCAUCUUCGGAGCUGGAUAGCGAAGGAUCGCGCAAGACACGCCAUAAUUCGACGGUGACACCACUUGCACGGCAAAGCAAUUCUGUGAGCGAUUGA
Molecule: messenger RNA, 2214 nt
Organism: Anopheles nili
Lineage: Eukaryota; Metazoa; Arthropoda; Insecta; Diptera; Culicidae
Exons: 1
Coding region: 1-2214 (737 amino acids)
Biological process (GO): cell surface receptor protein tyrosine kinase signaling pathway
Cellular component (GO): cytoplasm
Source: RefSeq, a predicted model, not a curated record